AUGCCGACCCCGAGUGACAACACACCACGACUGGAUGCCACUUCAAUCGUCGAUGAACUCUCUGCUCGCACCACUUGCCCACCUGAGCUCGAGCGAUCAUCGUCUUGGAGAGGCUCGCCGGAUUCCUCCACCGCGGAGGGCGAUGUUAGUGAUAAUGCGCUCUCCCAGGCCAUUGCGUCGGCGCAGUCCGAGUUAGUUCGGUCAGACGAUGAUGCCGUCGGUCAAUCUAUCUCCGAUCCAUUAGGUAGUGUUGGUACACCCAUGAAGGCCACGUCUAAGGCGGCCGACGAGCCGACUGUCGGGAGAUUGAGUCCAACGGCCGACUCGUCACGUACCUCCAACUCCCCGCCUCCAGUCGGUGCACCUUCCACUUCUUCCCUCCUUAGUUAUGAGUUUUCUAAUAUUCGGCUUGUUCCAAAUUAUACCUCGUCCUUUCUACGUCCCGGGAGCAAAUUCACGGGUACACAGCAGUCGGAUCGUCAGGUGUACAAUGUAGAUGUAGAGAUAAAGCAUGUUGACAUGGCUGAGUCCUACCUCUGCGGGUACCUUCGUAUACAAGGACUGACAGAGGAUCAUCCCACUUUGACGACGUUUUUCGAGGGAGAGAUCAUUGGCACCAAACACACUUUCACAACCAGGAAUGAAGCAUGGGGUGCUACCGAGAAAACUGACAUGCAUCACUGGGCACGGUUUCCUGCUUGGCGACCCCUGGCUAAGCUGGUUAAGAGACCAGACUUCACCUGCCGGAAUUUUGCCCAGCGCGAGCAUCUCUUCAUGCGGUGGAAGGAAUAUUUCCUUGUUCCUGACCAUCGAGUGCGGUCAAUCUCAGGUGCAAGCUUUGAGGGUUUCUACUAUAUCUGCUUCAAUCAGGUAGAGGGAACUGUGACUGGAAUUUACUUCCAUGCAAAGAGUGAGAAGUACCAGCAGUUGGAACUGAAACACGUCGAAGAUCAUGGCUGUACCCCUGCUAUUGAGUUCCGCUGA
Aspergillus tanneri is the source of this 984-nucleotide messenger RNA. RefSeq names its product GID4/VID24 family protein. The transcript has 4 exons. The record is from RefSeq and is a predicted model, not a curated record. Gene Ontology annotation, biological process: protein catabolic process in the vacuole; proteasome-mediated ubiquitin-dependent protein catabolic process; protein targeting to vacuole. Gene Ontology annotation, cellular component: GID complex; extrinsic component of membrane. Bases 1 to 984 code for a protein of 327 amino acids. Lineage: Eukaryota; Fungi; Ascomycota; Eurotiomycetes; Eurotiales; Aspergillaceae.